Molecule: messenger RNA, 3308 nt
Organism: Otolemur garnettii (small-eared galago)
Lineage: Eukaryota; Metazoa; Chordata; Mammalia; Primates; Galagidae
Gene: AR
Product: androgen receptor
Exons: 8
Coding region: 466-3159 (897 amino acids)
Biological process (GO): regulation of DNA-templated transcription; male gonad development; androgen receptor signaling pathway
Cellular component (GO): nucleus
Molecular function (GO): steroid binding; zinc ion binding; nuclear receptor activity
Source: RefSeq, a predicted model, not a curated record
GAGUGCGGGAACCAGAAAUGAAAAGAUGAAAAGGCAGUUGGGGCUUCAGUAAAAAUAAACCAAACCAAAACAAAACCAAAACAAAACAAAAAAUACUCAAAACAAAAGGAAAAUAACUCAGUUGUUAUUUGCACCUGCUUCAGUGGACACUGAAUUUGGGAGGCAGAAGAUUUUGCUUUGUUUUUUCUUUCAAGAUUUGAGCAUCACAUCGUUUGAAUCUACCUUUCAGGGACAGACUGUGAACCAAGCAGGGCAGAUCUUAUCCAACGUGUGUCUUCCUCUGCAGGAGACUUUGAGUCUGUCAGAGCGUUUUUGGCGUGGUUGCUUCUGCAAGUUUCCUUCCCUAGAGCUUCCCUCAGCAAGCUGCACCGACUACGGCAUCAUCACUGCCUGUUGAACUCUUCUGAGCAAGAAAAGGGAGCGGCAGAGUAGGGAAUUAGGUAGAAGAUUCAGCCAGGUUCAAGGAUGGAGGUACAGUUAGGGCUGGGGAGGGUCUACCCCCGGCCACCGUCAAAGACCUAUCGAGGAGCUUUCCAGAACCUGUUCCAGAGUGUGCGCGAAGUGAUCCAGAAUCCGGGCCCCAGGCACCCUGAGGCCGCGAGCGCUGCACCUCCUGGCGCCCGUUUGCAGCAGCAGCAGCCGCCGCCGCCGCCGCCGCCUCCCCAGGAGACCAGCCCCCGGCAGCAGGAGCAGCAGCAGGAGCAACAGCACGGUGAGGAUGGCUCUCCCCAAGCCCAGAGCAGAAAUCGGACAGGCUACCUGGUCCUGGACGGGGAACGGCAGCCUUCACAACAGCAAUCAGCCACCGAUUGCCACCCUGACAGCAGCUGUGUCCCAGAGCCUGGAGCUGCCACGGCGGCCAGCAAGGGGCUGCCACAACAGCCGCCAGCACCUCCGGAGGAGGAUGACUCAGCUGCCCCAUCCACAUUGUCUCUGCUGGGCCCCACUUUCCCAGGCUUAAGCAGCUGCUCUGCAGACCUUAAAGACAUCCUGAGCGAGGCCAGCACCAUGCAACUCCUUCAGCAACAGCAGCAGGAGGCGGUCUCCGAAGGCAGGAGCAGCGGGAGAGCGAGGGAGGCCACUGGGGCUUCCUCCGCCUCCAAAGACAGUUACCUAGGGGGUACUUCGACCAUAUCUGACAGCGCCAAGGAGUUGUGUAAGGCAGUGUCGGUGUCCAUGGGCUUGGGUGUGGAGGCGUUGGAGCAUCUGAGUCCUGGGGAACAGCUUCGGGGAGAUUGCAUGUAUGCCCCGCUCUUGGGAGGUCCACCCGCUGUGCGCCCCACUCCUUGUGCUUCACUGGCCGAAUGCAAAGGUUCUUUGCUGGAUGACACUGCAGACAAGGGCACGGAAGAGACUGCUGAAUAUACCCCGUUCAAGGGAAGUUACACCAAAGGACUAGAAGGAGACAGCCUGGGCUGUCCUGGCAGCAGUGAAGCGGGGAGCUCCGGAGUACUUGAGCUGCCUUCCACUCUGUCUCUCUACAAGUCUGGAGCACUGGACGAGGCCGCAGCUUACCAGAAUCGAGAGUACUACAACUUUCCACUGGCCCUGACCGGGCCACCGCCCCCUCCGCUUCCCCCUCAUCCCCAUGCUCGAAUCAAGCUGGAGAACCCACUGGACUAUGGCAGCUCCUGGGCGGCCGCGCAGUGCCGUUUUGGGGACCUGGCGAGCCUGCACAGCGGGGGCCCAGCGGCACAGAGCUCCGGAUCGCCUUCGGCCUCAGCCGCUUCUUCCUGGCACACUCUGUUCACAGCGGAGGAAGGCCAGUUGUAUGGGCCGUGUGGUGGGGGCGGCGGUGGCGGGGGCGGUGCAGGCGAGACAGGGUCCAUAGCUCCCUAUGGCUACACUAGGCCAUCUCAGGGGCUGGCGGGCCAAGAAGGCGACUUCCCCGCACCCGAUGUAUGGUACCCCGGCAGCGUGGUGAGCAGAGUGCCCUAUCCCAGCCCCAGCUGUGUCAAAAGUGAGAUGGGUCCCUGGAUGGAGAACUAUUCUGGACCUUACGGGGACAUGCGUUUGGAGACUACUAGGGACCAUGUUUUACCCAUCGACUAUUAUUUUCCACCCCAAAAGACCUGCCUGAUCUGUGGGGAUGAAGCUUCUGGCUGUCACUAUGGAGCUCUCACUUGUGGAAGCUGCAAGGUCUUCUUUAAAAGAGCUGCUGAAGGGAAACAGAAGUACCUAUGUGCCAGCAGAAAUGACUGCACCAUUGAUAAAUUCCGAAGGAAAAAUUGUCCAUCUUGUCGUCUCCGAAAAUGCUAUGAAGCAGGAAUGACUCUGGGAGCCCGGAAGCUGAAGAAACUUGGCAAUCUGAAACUACAGGAAGAAGGGGAGGCUUCCAGUGCCACCAGCCCCACUGAGGAGCCAAGCCAGAAACUGACAGUGUCACACAUUGAAGGCUACGAAUGUCAGCCGAUCUUUCUGAAUGUUCUGGAAGCCAUUGAGCCAGGCGUGGUCUGUGCUGGACAUGACAACAACCAGCCUGACUCUUUUGCAGCCUUGCUCUCUAGCCUCAAUGAAUUGGGUGAGAGACAGCUUGUUCACGUGGUCAAGUGGGCCAAGGCCUUGCCUGGAUUCCGCAAUUUGCAUGUGGAUGACCAGAUGGCAGUCAUUCAGUACUCAUGGAUGGGGCUAAUGGUGUUUGCCAUGGGCUGGCGAUCAUUCACCAACGUCAACUCUAGGAUGCUCUAUUUUGCCCCUGAUCUUGUUUUCAAUGAGUACCGCAUGCACAAGUCCCGGAUGUACAGCCAAUGUGUCCGAAUGAGGCACCUCUCUCAAGAGUUUGGAUGGCUACAAAUCACACCCCAGGAAUUCCUAUGCAUGAAAGCACUGCUACUUUUCAGCAUUAUUCCAGUGGAUGGGCUGAAAAAUCAAAAAUUCUUUGAUGAACUUCGAAUGAACUACAUCAAGGAACUCGAUCGUAUCAUUGCAUGCAAAAGAAAAAAUCCCACAUCCUGCUCAAGGCGCUUCUACCAGCUUACCAAGCUCCUGGACUCUGUGCAGCCUAUUGCAAGAGAGCUGCAUCAGUUCACCUUUGACCUGCUAAUCAAGUCCCACAUGGUGAGCGUGGACUUUCCGGAAAUGAUGGCAGAGAUCAUCUCUGUGCAAGUGCCCAAGAUCCUUUCUGGGAAAGUCAAGCCCAUCUAUUUCCACACACAGUGAAACAUUGGAAUCCCCCAUUUCUCCACCCCAGCCCCAUCACCUUUUCAGAUGUCUUCUGCCUGUUAUAAUUCUGCACUACUCUUCUGCAGUGCCUUGGGGAAUUUCCUCUAUUGAUGUACAGUCUGUUAUGAACAUGUUUCCGAGUUCUA